Messenger RNA from Dichotomopilus funicola, 1206 nucleotides. RefSeq lists its product as uncharacterized. Gene Ontology annotation, biological process: tRNA transcription by RNA polymerase III. The record is from RefSeq and is a predicted model, not a curated record. The transcript has 3 exons. NCBI's taxonomy places the organism in Eukaryota, Fungi, Ascomycota, Sordariomycetes, Sordariales, Chaetomiaceae. Gene Ontology annotation, cellular component: nucleus; RNA polymerase III complex. Bases 1 to 1206 code for a protein of 401 amino acids.
AUGUCGGCAAACCCUCGAGGCCCUUCAGACGACGACGACCCCAUCGUUGCAAAAUACUCCGUCUUCGUCAAACCCUCCCUCACCGAGCACCGGAAUCUUGUUGUGCUACAAUAUGUAAACAAGACCGCCCAAGAUCCGGCUCAGGUACGCGUGCCGCGCAUCGCCGAGCUGCGUAUGAAACCAAGCACCGGGAUGUACGAGGUCGACAUACCACUGGACACGACCGAAGCAUACGACAAGAACAAGGGCGUAGCGUGGGGCACAUCACUUCAGAAGUCAAUGGAGGCCAAGAAAGGAGGCAGUCUGGGCUUAGCGGGGGGCUUCAACAUUGUGCCGACUUCGUCCACUGCCCGCGGCCGUCGAGGGGUUGCCGGCCAUAACGACGACGAAGGGCCAUUGACCUGGGCUGAGGCGACGAGACAAGACAAGGUCCUACGCACACAAACAUUUGGAGGCGGACAGAGUGCAGAGGAGGAGAAUACCCGCCAUAUGAUUGAAAACCUCCACCUCACCCCUGUCUCCUCAACCAUCCACCUCCGCCCCGUCCCACACCACAUCGACGCUUCCACCGAGCAAGAACGCCUCUCCCGCGCACCCACAGCAGCGGCGGCCGCUGCCGCCGCCGCCGCCGCCAAUGGAGCUGACAAACCGGGUGCCUCUGCCGGCCGAGCCAUCCACAUGACCAUUAAAUCCGCUAUGGAUGCUGACGGCGGCGUCGCGACGGAAACCAUGGCCGACCGCCUGCGCAACGUGCAGACCGAGACCUGGCAGCGCAUGGAGUGGGUGCAUGAUGAGGCCGAGAUGGCCUGGGAGGCGUACAACGAGUGCCUGUUGCUUCGGUCGACAGGCGGUGAUGCUGCCGGUUCAUCUGAAACGGGGCCAGCUGGGAAGGGCAAGGAGGUAGCCGGUGCUGGUACUAGUGGUGUUCAAGAGAGAGCCACAGGAAACAGCCUCGAUGAAAGCAGCGCGGCGGAUUUGGUGGACAAGGUGUCCAGGCUGCGGACAGACUGGGAAGAGCAGGAACUGCUACAGGCUGUCAGCAAAGCGGGUUCUGCUGCCGGCGAAAAGGGCGGUCGCAAUGACGAGAAGUCGGUGGGCCGCCCAGGAAGAGCCACCGGAGCGAAUGCCCCCACAGCGAGUUCCGCUGGCCCAAGGAAGUCGACACGAAGGGGUGCGACGAAGGGCACGGCGAUGGAGAUAGACUAG